CAUAUAAACGAAGCUCCGUCCUCCGCAAGCUGGACAGCCGUAUUGGCAAGACUACAGCAACACCGGAGGCAGAGGAAUUCAAGCAGUUCAAGGUGUUGAUUGCCGCAUCCUGUUGGAUCGCUUGUAACUCCCCGAUCUGGAUCUGGAUAGUAGUACGACUGUUGACGGCUGCCAUAUAUCUCCCUCGCUGGAUCUACAUCGACUGCAUGCUCACUCCUCAUCACGCAUCUCUCCACUUGAUUCAAGUGCCAGCUGAAAGCGCGAGCGAACCCUGUACCUACUUUCCAGAGAGCAAGGGAGGGAGAUCUAUCUAGUUUUUGCUCUGGAAUAAGGGUGUCCCCAAGAUCCGUCUCUGAUCUCUCCAGUCGAUUCAAGUACCAGCUCAAGCUUGAGCUAACCCUGCAACCAAUGGCGGGGGUUCUGGAUGCUUUGGCAUCCUACGUGACUAGCAUGCUUGCCGAGAUGGCCAAAGAGGAGGUGGCCAUGCUAAUCGGCGUGUCCAAUGGGAUCAAAGACCUGAGCAUCAAGCUUGGGGACCUCAAGAGUUUCCUUGCUGAUGCUGAUAAGAGGAACAUCACCGAAGAGAGUGUGCGGGGAUGGGUGGGAGAACUGAAGCGUGCCAUGUACCUGGCCACCGACAUCGUCGACCUAUGUCAGCUCAAGGCCAUGGAGCAGGGUCCAUCCAAGGACAUGGGAUGCCUUAACCCACUCCUCUUCUGCAUGCGAAACCCCCUCCACUCCCAUGACAUCGGCACCCGCAUCAAGGCAUUGAACAAGGAGAUGGAUAGCAUCUGCAAGCGGGGCAAGAAAUUUAAAUUUGCCAACCUAGAAGCCUACCAAGACUUGAACAUGACUCGAUCUCUUGCCACUGACCGCAAAACAGAUUCAUUGAUGGAGCGGUCAGGUGUUGUUGGCGAGAAGAUUGAGGAGGACACAAGAGCACUCGUGGAGUUGCUCACAAGUGAGGCGGGCAGCGACAAGACUGGUUACCUCACCGUGGUCGCCAUUGUUGGUGUCGGAGGGAUUGGUAAGACUACCCUUGGCAAGAAGGUCUUCAAUGACGGGGCUAUCAAAGGCAAGUUCACCAAGAAGAUAUGGCUUAGCAUCACACAAGAUUUCACUGAUGUUGAGCUAUUAAGUACAGCCAUUACUGCCGCUGGGGGAGACCAACCUGGAGGGGGUGGGACUCAAGAUAGGGCCCUACUUGUUGAUGCUCUCAAGAACGCCAUCGAGGACAAGAAGUUCUUUCUUGUGCUCGAUGAUAUGUGGGGAGCUGAUGCAUGGAGCAAACUGCUCAUGACUCCCUUUGGCUAUGGUGGCCCGGGCAGCCGAGUCCUCAUCACCACAAGAAGUGAAACUGUUGCGAGAAACAUGAAAGCUGCACACUGCCACCACGUUGACAAGUUAGGGCGCGAAGAUGCAUGGUCACUGCUCAAGAAUCAGGUACUCAGUACAGAGGAGAAUGGACUUGAGGUUGAUGUGCUAAAGGAAAUUGGGUUGCAAAUUGUAGAAAAAUGUGAUGGUUUACCACUCGCUAUAAAAGUAAUGUGGGGGCUUCUAUGCAGCAAGGAGAAAUCACGGUUUGCAUGGGAAGAUGUCCUGAAUGAUGACAUAUGGUCAGUAUCUCCAAUGUCAGAUGAACUAAACUAUGCAAUUUAUCUUAGCUACAAGGACUUGCCCUCUUGCUUAAAACAAUGCUUCCUGCACUUCUCCCUUAAACCCAAAAAGUCUGUGCUAAAUGUUCGUAAAAUUGUGUCCAUGUGGAUUUGUGAAGGAUUGCUUCAAGGAGGCUCAACUAGUUUGGAAGAAGAAGGGAAAAGGAACUAUAAAGAGCUAAUAUUAAGGAACCUUAUAGAGAUAGAUCCAUCAUUUCCUAGCCAACUUAUUUGCAACAUGCAUGAUGUUAUUCGCUCAUUUGCUCAAUUUGUGGCUAGGGAUGAAACACUAGUAGGUCACAAUGGAGAUACUGCUAGAGAAAACCUUAAAUCAUCCAAUUUUCUUAGACUGUCUAUAGAAACCAAAGGUGUGGGAAUAGAUGAAUUUGAGUGGAGAUAUUUAAGAGAGCAGAAAUUGCUUAGGACACUGAUAUUAACUGGAAACCUCAAAAUUCAGCGUGGGGACUCGUUGAUUAACUUCCAAAGUCUACGUCUUCUGCAUAUAGAAUCUGCAAAUAUUGCUGCACUGGUUGAAUGUAUGUACCAACUCAAGCACUUGAGAUAUUUGUCAUUAAAGAGGACUGAUAUUUGUAGACUACCAGAGAACAUCCAUGAGAUGAAAUUCCUACAGCAUAUUGACCUUGAAUAUUGUGAAAGUUUCAUGAAAAUUCCUGAUAGUAUUAUCAAGCUGCAAGGGUUGAGAUAUCUUGAUAUGGAUGACACAUGUGUAAGUAGUAUUCCUAGGGGUUUCCGAGCUCUUACAAAUUUGAGGGUACUAUGUGGGUUUCCAGCCUAUACUGAUGGUGACUGGUGUAGUUUGGAAGAGUUGGGGUCUCUUUCCCAGCUCAAUGAACUUUCACUAGGGAGCCUAGAAAAUGUAUCUAGUGCCUUGUUGGCUGAAAAGGCAAGGGUAAAUGCAAAGAAAAAACUUACCGUACUUGCUUUAAAAUGUGGUGGUAGAGUGGGACAUGGGUUGGUCCAAGGAGAAGUCUCUGAGUCUAAGGAGGAGGAGCAAAUAAUUGAGGCGGUGUUUGAUGUGCUCUGUCCUCAGCCUUGCAUAGAACAAAUCAACAUCGAUAGAUAUUUUGGUCGCCGGCUCCCAGGCUGGAUGACGUCCACAGUUAUGGUGCCUCUCGAGAGCUUGAAGAUUCUUGUCCUCAAACACCUGCCCUGCUGCACCCAACUCCCAGAUGGCUUGUGCAGGCUCCCGUAUUUGGAGUGGAUAAAAGUGAUGAAUGCUCCAGUAAUCAAGUGUAUUGGUCCUGAAUUCGUUCAACAGUACAAUCAGCUGCACCGUCCUUCAUCUCAGUUGGCUGCUACGUUUCCCAAACUCCAGAAGUUGCAUUUUGAUGGAAUGGAUGAGUGGGAGGAGUGGGUUUGGGAGACGGAAGUGAAAGCUAUGCCCUUAUUGGAGGUACUUCGCAUCAGUGAUUGCAAAUUGGGCCGUAUGCCUCCAGGACUUAUGUCUCAUGCGAUGGCGUUGAAGAAGCUAAUACUAUGGGACGUCCAAGGUCUCCACUCUCUAGAGAACUUUGUUUCUGUAGUUGAGCUCGACCUGUGUUACAUACGCGAACUGGCCAUGAUCUCCAAUAUUCCAAAAUUACAAAAGCUUACAAUCAAGUACUGCCCAAAGCUGGAGAUGCUGCAGGAGAUGGCUGCACUCCGGAGACUCGAGCUGAGCAUUUUCGACAGGGAAAAUCAACUUCCAGUCUACCUGCAAACUGUGAAGCCUAGUCAUUUGCUGCUGACCUGCAACCUAGCAGUACUCACUUCCAUGGCUGAGGGUGAAUCUAGCUCCGAGUGGGACAAGUUCAGUCAUAUCAAGCACGUUGAGGCUUACGCAGAGGAUGGAGAAGAUGAGAAGAAAUGGCACGUGUUCUACACAUCUGAAUCCUGCAACAUAGAGACAAAUAUUCAUCAGGAUCGAUUGGUCGAAGAAGAGGAGUAGGCUGAAACUCCAGCCGAACGAGGAAGGACCAUAUGAUGCAAGGAUAUAUAAGGAUACGGGGAAAGAAUCAGCCAUAAUGCCAUAUACACUUACCUGCAGAGAUUCAGACACCACACUAAUUUCUUGAGAAGUAAACUUCUUGGCGGACUAUCUAGCUGGUGCAGAAAUAUGGUGAUCUUGGCAAGUCUGCCGCUUGUGUAGUGCAAGCAACUAAUGGAGUUUAUGCUACUCUGCUCGGCUCUGCUCUGUUCUCUGAAAGCAGCUCAGGUUGCAGCUUCUCCAUAGUGGCGUUUUUCUUUUUCUUUUUCACGGGUGUUUUGCGUUGGUUCUCUGAAAAACUAUGUUUUUUUUGAUAGAUCAGUCAAUAGUAUACUGGUAUUUCAGCUUUUAAUUUGUACUGUAACAACACAAAUGACUGUCAGAGAGUGUAGUUUAUUCAAGCUCCCGGCUGCUAAAUUGUGACUGUAUGUCAUAGGAAUUGGGAGUGAUGUAUACUGGACCAAACAAAUGGUGGUGAGAUCCUGCUGUCAGUAUGGUCUAGCAAUCUGUUGUUUCUUCGACCAGUGCAAUCAAAUUAAGUUCAGGUU
Molecule: messenger RNA, 4190 nt
Organism: Triticum aestivum (bread wheat)
Lineage: Eukaryota; Viridiplantae; Streptophyta; Magnoliopsida; Poales; Poaceae
Product: putative disease resistance protein RGA3
Exons: 7
Coding region: 409-3603 (1064 amino acids)
Molecular function (GO): ADP binding
Source: RefSeq, a predicted model, not a curated record